Messenger RNA from Synchytrium microbalum, 6507 nucleotides. RefSeq lists its product as uncharacterized. NCBI's taxonomy places the organism in Eukaryota, Fungi, Chytridiomycota, Chytridiomycetes, Synchytriales, Synchytriaceae. Gene Ontology annotation, molecular function: guanyl-nucleotide exchange factor activity. The record is from RefSeq and is a predicted model, not a curated record. Bases 1 to 6507 code for a protein of 2168 amino acids. The transcript has 6 exons. Gene Ontology annotation, biological process: regulation of ARF protein signal transduction.
AUGGCUACGGUCGACCCUUCCAUUCUAAGACUGUCAUUGGAAAGAUUGUUGGCAGAAUCACAAAGGAAUCAGAAGGAUUUGCGAGACUCAUUGAGAGCUGCAUUGGAUCAGCUCAAGAUCGAAACAGAUCAGAAUCAAUCAAAGGAAUUCUCUCCAAACAUUGCUGAUUCAUAUUGGCAACCAUUUAAAUUGGGUUGUCAGCCAUCAUGUCCUCCCAAAGUCCGUGAAAUCGCUCUCGAUGGUAUACAAAAGCUGAUUGCUCACAACUUGUUGAGGGGUUCUCUGCCCAUCACAAGAAUAUCGACUACAGCCGCAACAUUAGAUGGAGGUCUCAAGUCCGCUAAAUUGUUUGGUACAGACUUGGACGCUGUAGUAUCAGCAACAACAGAAUCGUCAUCGUCAUCCGUACCUCCAAGUCCAACAGUAUCUGCUUCGUCACCCAUGUCACCAAAGAAAGCCACACUCCCAUCAUCGCCUAGUGGUGGGCACAUAUCCAGCUCACUAGAUCAACCUUUAUAUCUUAUUGACGAAAUCAUACAAUCUGUAUGCGCUUCGUUUACAGGGCCGACAACAGAUGAAGGCAUUCAACUACAAAUAUUGAAGGUGCUCUUGACGGCCGUCACAUCAACAGCAUGUGAAGUACAUGAUACAUCUCUGAUAAAAGUAGUACAGACAUGCUUUAACGUCCACUUACAUUCACGAAAUACCACCAAUCAAGUCACUGCCAAAGCAUCCUUGACACAGAUGAUUAAUCUCAUCUUUUCAAGAAUGGAACGAUACGCUGAUGUAUUAGCUAAAAAUGUAGAGUCUGGUGUUGUUGGGGCAGAGAUUGUUUUACAUAAUCUAGCAGAAACUCCUGUCAGCCCUCCAUCGACGAACGAAGUCCCGGUGGCCAAUGGUAUAACAGGUGCUGCUGUCGUAGCAGAACCUGCUGUUACUACAGAAGGGUCCGUGAUGGCCGAGUCAGAUACUCCAGCAUCAGUGGAUCAUAGAACUUCCACAACUGCCAAAGGUGAUGACGGCGAUGCAGCAGUCAUACCGCCUGUCAAUGGGAAUCAUCAGCAUAUAGAACAGGCACCCGAAUCAACGACAAUAGCACCGAAUACAGAAACCCCAGUCUCGCCUCCGCCAACAGAAUCCCACAGCACACCUAGUACCAGAGCUAGUGUUGUUACCGAAUCUAUGGUCAUUACAACAGAUAAUUCUGAGGGUACAGGCACGCAUACGCCAAAGAUCAGCACCAGUCCGUACAAUGCUACAGUUGCUUCUUAUAAUGAGCUAUUGAAAAGAGAUGUAUAUGUAGUGUUGAGGCUGUUGUGUCGGUUGUCAAUGCAUUCGGAUGAAGGUGCUCCAAAGUUACAAGGUGGAUUGACAAGCAACAACAACCACCAGGACGAAAUCAGUCCCUUGACAACAAAGACUAGAAUUUUAGCCCUCGAAUUGAUCAUGUCAGUCAUGAACAAUUCUGGACCGAUAAUACAGUCUGACGAAUUGUACGUAUCGCUCAUCCGUCAGAGCCUGUGUCUAUCUAUCUCCCGUAAUGCUAUCGCUACGAAUCCCAUGCUAUUUGAAUUAUCAUUAUCUAUAUUUUUAAUGUUGGUCCGAAUGUAUCGUGCCAAAAUCAAGCUAGAGAUUGAAGUGCUACUGAGCACAGUUUUUCUGCAUAUUUUAGAAAUGGGUAAUUCCAGCUACAAGCAGAAAUCUAUGGUAUUACAAGGGCUACUAAAGAUAUCAGAGAAUCCGCAGACCUUGGUAGACUUGUAUUUAAAUUAUGACUGUGACUUGGCUAUGGUUUCUAUAUUUGAAAAGAUUGUAGCAGUAUGUUCUCGAGCCGCUCAAGGUCGAGAAACACCAGCAGCGCCAGCGCCAACUGGUAUAAUGAGUUUGGCAGCCUCUGCAGCUGGCCUGGACUCGAAAUCCGACUUGGUCAAGGCACAAGAAAAAAGGUUGAAACUUCGAGGAUUAUGCUGUCUUGUAGCAAUUAUGAACUCGUUAGUGGAAUGGACGAUCGAUUUAGCUCCAGGUGUGCCCAUAGUAUUGCCAGGUGGGAAAAUCCGUGCUCCCGCCAAACGAGCUGGAUCACCAGCACGACCAAGAGACAGUACCAGCAGGAGUUUACGAGAAUCGGAAGCUGUCCCAAUAGCUUCUACCACUACGACGUUGGCUGGAGAGCCUCGAUCUAUGGAAGCUGCUAAAUCCUCCGCCGGCUCGCUGUCAACCGAAAUCGCUACGAAAUCUCUUCGAGAUGCUCUGGCACCGACGUCACAAUCCAAUCCAGUAGUCGUUUAUAAACAUCCAUUGCAUUCUGUAUCUAUGAGUAAUAUGCCGUAUAAUUUUGUCAACUCAUCAACUGGAUCGUUGAGGUCUGACAAUGGUACGCAGGAAGAUGGUGCCUCUCUAGUAGAAGAAAUGGCUUCCAGAAAGCUACUGUUGAAACAAUGCGUCACGCUCUUUAAUACCAAGCCAGUCAAGGGUAUGGCAGCAAUGAUCGAGAAUGGGUUUGUGCAAAACGAACCUGUUGCAAUUGCCAUGUUUUUAAGAGAAAACAAUACCCUAUCAAAAUCAGCUAUGGGUGACUAUCUAGGAGAAGGUGAUGCAUUUAAUAUUAAGGUGAUGCACUCCUUUAUUGACUCGCUAAACUUUGCUGGACAACCAUUUGUAAAUGCCCUUCGAUCAUUUCUGCAAACAUUCCGUCUACCAGGCGAAUCUCAAAAGAUUGAUAGAAUUAUGGAGAAGUUUGCAGACCGAUAUUGUGAAACCAAUCCCGAUAUAUUCGCUAAAGCCGAUACUGCUUACAUCCUUGCCUUCUCCACCAUCAUGCUGAAUACCGAUCAGCACUCGUCACAAAUAAAACAUCGUAUGGAUAAACCUGCUUUUAUAAAAUCCAAUCGUGGUAUAAAUGAUAAUGCAGAUCUACCAGAAGAGUUCUUGGCCGAUAUCUUUGACGAGAUAUCCAAGAAUGAAAUUGUGAUGGAAGAAGAGCAAGCCGACAAGAUUGCUCGUUUAGCACAAGGAUGGGGAAUGGGUGAAUUGAAUGAACGUCAACGUGUAGAAAUGUAUAGAAAGGAGAUUAGCAUGGUUACCAAAAAGACCGCUGUAGGACUAGCUGUGGCCGGUGAAAAGAAGAACAUUUCACCAUUCAGACCCGCGGCUUCCCCAGAUUUAGCUAGAACCAUGUUUGGAGUAGCGUCAUGGCCCGUCAUGGCUGUAUUUAGUCGUCUUUUUGAAUCUGUCAUGGACGAAGACGAGAGUGAAGAGUCUGCUGGUUUGGACUCGAGCAAGGAGCCACGAGUCACAGACUUGUGUAUACAGGGAAUGGCAUGCUCGAUACGUGUAGCUGGUAUCUUCCGUAUAGAGACUGAGCGCGAUGCAUUCGUCACCUCCUUGGCCAAAAUCACAGGCCUAACAUCUCCGUCUACCGUCAAACCUAAAAACAUUCGAGCCAUCAAGACCUUAAUUGCUCUAGCAAAUAGUUUAGGUGAAUAUUUGGAAACUUCAUGGGUCCAAGUGCUCAAAUGUGUCAGCUUGUUGGAAAGGCUACAAGUCAUUGUCAACAAGUCUUCACAGUUAGGAUCAUCUGGUUUCAACGCAUUUGGUCGUCGUAGUAAUGAGAAUAAACGAAGUGGUGAACAGAAACGGCUAGCAGAUAUCGAAGAAUCCAAAGCUCGAACUACUCGACUUGGAUCUAAGAGUGGUGGCAGCAACAGUAACGGUAGUUUAGAAGCCCUUGAUUUGAUCAAACCAUCUCCAGCUUUAGAGAAACUAUCAGCCGAUUUACAAUCCCAGACUACCGUAGUAGCUCUUGAUCGUAUAUUUACUUCCACUGUAUCAUUGUCGGCUAGUGCCAUCUUCCACUUUUUCCGUGCAUUGUGUCAAGUAUCUGCUGAAGAGAUGGGUAUCGAACCAACUGUCGUGGUCACACCCAGUGUAUCUGCAUCAAUAGCUGGUAGCCCAGCAACUUAUACCAGUCUAUCGACCGUAGCUCCACCUGCGGUUUUGAGUGCUGCUGCAGCAGCUGCAGCCGCCAAUGCUGCUGGAACAGCAAGUGUGAAGGGUGAAACACCGAGAAUGUACCUUCUUUCCAAAAUUGUCGAGAUAGCAUACUAUAAUAUGCCACGAAUUCGAUAUGAGUGGACUCAAAUAUGGAGAAUACUGCAGCCGCAUUUCUCUGCUGCUGCAUGUCAUCAAGAGCUCCAUGUCGCAACAUUUGCUAUUGACUCACUCAGGCAAUUGAGUAUGAAGUUUUUGGAACGUGAAGAGUUAGGUCAUUAUGCAGCUCAAAGUGAAUUCUUACGAAGCUUUGAAUGGAUCAUCAAACACAACUCGGAUGAAAGGAUACGAGAGCUUAUAUUGGGCAGUAUGAGUCAAAUGAUCACAGCCAGAGCCAAGUCUAUAAGGUCCGGGUGGAAAUCCAUCUUUGUCGUAUUAGCUAAAGGUGCUCAACGAGACUCUGAAGGAAGACUAGCCAAACAAGCCUUCUCGAUAGUACAUCUGGUCUUUAGGGAGUACUUUGACGUUGUCACAAAUGCUGGAAGCUUUGUUGACUUUGUGCAUUGUCUCGCCGAGUUUGCCCUACUAGAUGGGCAAGGGCGAGACCAUGAAGAAAUGGUGAUGGGAUCAAUUCAAUUGCUCCAAUAUUGUGCCAAACAUUUGGCCAAGUGGGAUGAAUCGGAUAAAGAGCAGUUUAUCAAGAUGCCCAAACCAUUAGAAUCGCCAGUUGAUAGUCCACCUCGAAUAUCUUCAGACGAAAGCACGGUUGCUAACAUGUCUCCGAAACGAGAGAAUGGAAGGGCGUCUUCUGCUGAUACGGCCAAAUCAGUACCAGCAGCAUUAGGAUUUGUUUCAGAAGAGCAAUUCUUCUUGAAAUGGUUUCCCAUCUUGUCUGCCUUGUCACGAGUAGUUAUUGAUUCAGAUUCAUCUGCUGUUCGAGGCAGAGCACUUGAUGCUUUAUUCGAUGUACUGAAAGUUGCUGGUCAUCGAUUCGAAGGCAAAUAUUGGAAGAAUGUAUAUAGGUCCGUAGUAUUACCGAUAUUUGAGGAUUUGAGAGAUCCCACUUCCCUGUCUGGUCGUAAAGCAAGUUUAGGAUCUCAGAAGGAAGGGCUUCAAGCUGUAUGGAUUCAGACGUUAAGGCAGCUAGUGGACUUGGUGACUGUUAGCUUUGAAAAGUUUACUCUUCAAUCAGAUCAUGCUGCUAUGCUUGAUAAAUUUGAAGGUCUAUUCCAAGGUGUAUUGGACUUGACAGUGUCUAUGCUUGAACGUAGAGAUGAAAAGCUUGCUACUACUGGUCAAAUAUGCUUCCAGCAGCUCUUGACGAAUAAUAUAGCACGUCUUGCCAAGGCUGAUCUAUGGGGUCCUAUGACAGAUGCUUUGGAGAAAGCCUUUAGAGUUACUACACCACACGAGCUAUUAAAUUGUGAACAUGUCAGCUCUCGUAAGACAUCGGUUGUAAAUAAUGACGGAAACCCGAUACCAAAUAGUCCUGCUCGCCCGGCCGCUGAGGACGAUGCUCCGUCUUCACCUAAUCUAGGAGAUAGCAGAAUUGGUGCUAAUGGUGCCGCAUCGCCUCGUAUGUUGAGCAAUGCUAUAGGAGGAUCGACUCCGUCGCUAGCUACUGCAUCAAUGCAAGCUAUAGGACAAUCAGAGGGUAGUCCAGCUCAGAUGAUUCAUGCUGCUGCUAUAGCUGAAGGAAAUCGAGUUGCUAAGGCAGCUUCCGGUAACGCACCGCCAUUACGACUUGAGAAAUUGGAUUUUGAGCAUACCAUCGUCAAAUGUGGUACCCAUCUAGAAUUGAUUCAAGGUGUACGAGACUUGUGUCUAUCAAAGAUGCCCGAUACGAUCCAAUCUACUCCUGCUGAUGGUGGGUUGAACAUAACUAGUGGACCACCAAUGUCAGCAUCACCGAAUGUAAAAAUGUCUGCCGUCAUAACUUUAAUACCGUCUCCCUUCCAAGAACGAUGGCUGGCUUGUGUACAUGGAUCGUAUUGUCUAGCUCGUGCCUUUAAUGCUGAUUACGAGUUACGACAUGCUAUAUGGCGUCGUGGUCUAGUGCAACAAAUGCCGAAUCUGGUAAAGCAGGAAACGGUUGCCAUAUCUACAUUUAUAAAACUCAUGUUUGCUGUAUAUCGAGCACGUGGUGAUAUCAUUGACCCACUAACAGGAAGUGAUGAUAUAGCGGAACAAAUUGCGUCUGAAUCAUGUGAUGUGCUUGAGCGCUUUGUAAGCUUUUUAAGUGAUCAACCACGAAAUGCUCGGGAUAUAAAUCUAUGGAGUCCUGUAGUGGUGAUGGUAUUGAAAGAGUUGCUGGCCAUGGAGAGUUGGUGGACGCCUUCGUCCAGUGGUAGUAAUUCACAACUGGAUGGACCAAUACGAUGCCUGGCAUUACGACGACACUUGCCUAGAUUCUUUAGGCUAUCAAUUCGUGUUAUGGUUGUAGAUAGGGCAGAAGUUAGGCAGACUCUUUUAGAGUUCCUUGAAAAGGUCGCUGAAGUGUUUUUGCCCUCAACGUAG